UCGUUUCUUAUGUCGGUCGGUUUGUAAACAAUAAAAGCCUUGGGUUCCCAAGGUGGGGACAGUUUGUCUAUCAUAAUUGCUCGUUCCCCACCACAAAAUGUCGACAGCGAUCGAUCCCCGAGGGAACGCAAGCAAAGGGGGUUUCCAGAGAUGGGUGAAACUGCCGACAGAUGACCUACCACUAAUAAGGCCGCCAAAGCAUCACAUGCUAGCGCAUAUCACGGGAGGUUUAAAAAAGUUAUACGAGUUAGUAAAAGAAAAUAAAAAAGACACACCAGAAACUUCCGAGGAAGAAAAGUCAAAAACAGAAAACUCAGGGAACAGUCCCUCUGAUGAGAACAAAAAUGGUCCAACAGAUAAUGGACUGAGUAAUAAUGAAGGCUCAGAUAAUGGAACUAGUGAAAAUAACGAUAGUACACAAAACUCAAAGCAGAAGGAUUCAGAAAAAUCCAGUGAUGAAGAGCAAGAGAAGAACUGUCAGAAUGAAAAGAAAGAUGACGAGGGGGGAGGGGACAGCAAAUCAAAGGCAGAAAAAGAGAAGAUGGAUGAUCCAGACAGUAUGAUGGAUGAAGAGGAAGAGACUACACCAUAUACAGAUGAAGAAGGUGAAUUUUUGCCAGAGAAGGGAAUGCCUUAUCUUGCAGGGCGUUACAAAUACACUAACAUUUUAGCGAGGGGCCAGUCUGCCAUAAUUAUAAAGGUUUUGGAUACAUUUCAUAACGACCGACCUUUAGCCAUUAAAGUAUUGCAUCGUGUCUAUAAGCCCAUUGGUUCUCAGGAAGCAGACAUAUUAUUAGAGCUGCACAGAGCAGACCCUUGGUUACAUGUGCCAUUUGCCAGACUUUUGAACCAAUUUUUGUAUGGUCCACAUUAUUGUUUGGUUUUUGAUUAUUUGAGUCCGACACCCCUAUACAAUCACUAUGACCAGAGGGAUAUUCGUGAAGCCUCAGCAUUACCCCACAUCAGAGACCUCACUGUAAAGUUGCUCACCGUCCUUGGUUUCUUAUACAAGCAAAAUGUUAUUCAUGCAGAUCUCAAGCCAGAAAAUAUUCUUCUCAGUAAGGAGGACGAUCUGUCAUCCAUUAUGGUUGUUGACUUUGGUAAUGCGUUACGGAAUACAGAUGAGGAGCUAUCUCUGUAUUAUUCAGACUUUGAAUUGCAGACAUUAUUUUACAGAGCUCCAGAAGUUAUUUUUGGAAUGAAAUUUAGUUUAGAGGUUGACAUGUGGAGCUUAGGAACCUUAUUAGCAGAAUGUUACCUUGGUGAACCUUUGUUUAUGGGGAAAUCCAAAAAGGAAAUAUUAAAUAAGAUAACCGCUUUGUUGGGUCCUUUUCCUAAAGAAUUCAGUGAGGGUGAAUAUUCCAAAGAAUUUGCAGAUUUUGUAGGUAGACCAAUGUCACGGUACCAGCGAUUAGAGAAUCUCCGCAAGCGGCUUAAUGACUGUAAGGACUCGACGUUCCUUAUGCUAGUUGAGAGAUUGCUGACCUACUUGCCAGACCGUCGUUUCACACCGUUUGAAGCAGCGUGCCAUCCAUUUGUGGCAUGCUCCACUCCAUUCUUGUAUCUCACACCUUCUCCAGGUUACAUAAGGUAUCCAACUAUAUUGCUAGACAUGUCAACAUACCCAUAUUUACCAGGACUGCCUGAUGAUGAAGAUGAAAACUCAGCAUCAGCAUUAAGUAGAAAAAGGCUGGCAUCCUUUGCCCGUUACAAAAGGCCAACACCUUCCCAGGCCUGUUCACAAGGUCAAAAAGAAAAAGAGGGUGCCGCAUCUACUGGUAAUGCUGCGUCUGGAGGUAGCAGUGGCAAUGGUGGGGCUGGAGCAGGAGCUGGGAGUGGUGGUGGUGGAACUGGAAGUACGGGAGCAGGAGGAGGAGGAGGACCAACUCCAAAUGUUCCUGCAGCUACAAGGAAAGACACAACUGAUGCUCAAAAGGUUCCCAUUCCUAAAGUUCCACCUAGCAUGGUAGGGCCAGAAGGUAAAACAGCUACUCGCUCUGAUGUAAAGGAGACCUUGAAAUCCAUGGGUCUACGAUGUGAAGAUUUUACUAUCAGUGUGUAUUCACGGGAACAAGCUCACGCUAUAUUGAGGCGUCAGGGUGUAGAAGUGACACCCAAUAAUUUACAAUCCAGAGAAAAGCUUGCUGCUAUGACUGCUAAAGGUGGCUACAGAAAUGCACGGAAUGUAGACAUGCAGAGAAUGCCUUACAUCAGAAAUGUUCCUCCUACAAAUACUUGGCCCAUGAAUACACGACCUCCAAACAUACGCCCUCAGAAUAUUCGGAAAACUAUUCCAAGGUAUGAGGAUGAUGAUGAUGACUGUGUGAUAUUAGAUCCACCAGACAUGCCUAAACCACCACCAACGGUAACGUUACCGCAGCAGUUCCAAUUGAUGGGCACAACUGUACAGGUAAACCGAGGAGCUAAACGCCCCAACAGACCCAUGAUGAAUCAACCGCAAGCCAAAAGACCAAAUGCACGACCAAUGCAGUAUUAUCACAAAGAGCAUGAAGAAUAUGGUGCAGAAGCAUCUGUGCAGGACACACUGAAGCGUUUGAAGAACUAUAAUAUUUCUAUAACUUGCCGAAGAAAUGCAUCUGGUCUUGGCCCCCGUGGUCCAAUGGAUGGUUAUUCAGACAUGGAAGAUGACAGCCAUCUUGACUCUGAUGAAGAGGAGGAGGAUAUGACAAAGUAUUUAGAAUGCCAGAUUGGAGAAAUAGAUGAUAUACCCGAGCAAGAAAUAUAUGAUGAAGAAAUCGACCCAGAUGACAAGGAUGAUCUUGACUAUCAUCCACGAGGGACUAAGAAGAGGAGAAAUAAGUCCCCUCGCAAAGGAAGAAGAAUCAGUGAUGGCUCAUUCAGCAUACGAAACCCAGGACGAGAAACCCCAAUGGAAGCCUCACAGCUGGACUCAAGUUUGGAAAUGAUAGAAACAGACAAAAAUAUUGAUGAUGAAAAUGAUAAAAAUAUUGAUGAUGCUGAAGAGGAGAAGCAUAAUGAUGAGGAGUGCUCACCUAAGCAACAAAGCAAUGAAUCUAAUGAUGAGUUGGAAAGUCCUAUGAAAAGUCCAGAGCACUCAAAGGAAGAUAAAGACCAAGAGGAGGAUGAAGGAACACAUGGUGACAGCAUUGAGGAGGAGCUCUCUAAAGAAGAAGAACACAUUGAAGAGCCAAGUACUGAACAGAGAGAACACAUACAAGAGCAAGAAAAAGAGCAAGAACAAGAACAGGAACAAGACCAAGAUCAGGAUCAAGAUCAAGAUCAAUAUCAAGAAGAAGAAGAAGGAGAAGAAGAAGAAGGAGAAGAAGAAGAAGAAGAAGAAGAAGAAGAAGAAGAUGAAGAAGAAGAAAAUGACGAUUUAUCAAAGAAUGAAGAUGAGGAGAAAAGGGAUGAUGCAGUUGAAGAAGGUACCUCAGUAGAAUGCGAGACCAAAGACGGCAGUAGUUCAGAAAUUGUUGAAGAUGUGAUUGGUAAAGACAUGAGAGAAGAAAAUCCAACUCAGGAUGGACCUGAUGAUGAAGAGAUUGAUGAUGAGCUAGAGAAGGAACUCUUAGCUGGUGAUGUAGGAGAUGAAGGAGAUAUGGAGGAAGAGUUAUAAAGUGUUUUUUUGUUUUGAAUGUGAAACACUUGAAAGUGGAAAAUAGGUAUCAAGACUUUUCUAUAGAAAGUACCUUUUAAUAUUUUAUAAAUAUUAUUACCUGUUUUUCUAAUUGUGGUGUUUAUGAAUUUGGUCUCAUUGUAUUGGAUUACAAAUUCAUUGACGUACGGUGCGUACUUCCUGAAUAGUACACUCAAGAAAUCUUGUGUAGUUUUCAUCCCAAACUGCAUUAUUACAAAGAAAUUGGCUUAUGGAUUUUUCAUAAACAUCAGUGUUGUCAUUUCUUUGGAGAAUACGUGGAUUGAGAAGCUGGACGGAGUUUGUGUUCAUAAGGACUUCCUGGUUAUGUACAGAGAUGAAUUUCAGCACCUGAAAGUACAAGGAUGUGAAGACUUGGAUAUGGCUUGUGAAUAUUCUUGUAUGGUUUUAAUGUGUUUGUUCUAUAUAUUUUUUUCUAUAUGGCAAGGAACAAUUAUAGUAGCUACAUUUAACAUUUUCCAUGAAGUGGUCAAGAGUUGUUUAGACUGCAUUUAUCUUAUCAAUUAAAGAUUUCUUCAUUCACUUGCUGGAAUAGGAAGGAGUUCAUCGUACAUUUCAAAUGGUAAAUACUAAGCUGUUCAUAGAAAUCAAAUGUUGAAAGGUUGGUUUUAUAUAUUUUGACUCCCCAUCCCCAAGACAAAAAAAAAAAAAAAAAACCCACAUGGUCCAAGUUCUCAGUAGCUGUCAACAUGCUGCAGCUAAUUGCAAUACAAUACAAUACAUCUUCAUUGGUCUUACAGUAACUGACAGAUUUUGCUGCAAGAUGUUUUGGAAAGUCUGUGGCUGAAAGUGAGCUCUUAAAUUAAAAGGAAUUGUGCAAACCGUAUUACCUGUUAAAAAAAAGAUUGACUUCAUUGCCAUUUUCAUCCACUGACUCCAGAAUAUGUACAAAGUAAAAACAACUGCUCUUCUAUUAGAAUUUUAAAUGCUUGAUCUUUUAUUUUUCCAUUAUUAUAGUGUAAUUAGCUGAGGUUUUGAUUGUGGCAUUUUUGUGAAGGAAAGUAAGUAGCGUAGUUGCUACGUGUUGAAUGUUGCAGUUAAUUGCGCAUGUGAACUGGGUCACUAUUUUAUAAUUUCCCAGAAAAAAUGUAAUUACUUUUGCAAGAGACUGAAGUAGAUGGUUUUAAUGUGUACAUGUAUACAUUAUUAAUAGUGUAUCGCGUUGUCAAAAUGGACGAGCAUACCAGGUAUGCCAAGUGAAAUGGUAGUGAAUAUUCUUUUACACAAGUUAAUAUAUAGGACCAGCCUCUUGCCAGUUUCAUGUACAUGUAUUUGAUGGAGAUAAACUUCACUAUUGGAAACUAUUUUCCUCAAUCACCCUUUUCUAGUUGCUUUAUGUGGUCAGUGUUUCUCCUGUUCUCCAGUGGCAGUUCACAAUAUGUAGAUGUUCCUGUUGUUGGAAGUAAUGGGACAGUUUAUAUUUUUUUAUAUUAUUUACUUCGAAUUACUAGUGUAAAUAGAAAAGGAUUAGGGUGGAAUCUGAUAUCUCCAUAUUUUUUUUUUUUAUAUACAUAUAUUAAUACUAUAACUGGAAGAGAUGUGUCAACGUUUCAUUUAACUUGAGCGGAAUAGAUACUGUCUGAGAAAGUUGAUCAGGUGCUGCUUUCCUGCUAAGAGGCGUUAAUUUGUUAUACAGUACAUGUUUUGUUGGUAACAAAAUAUUAGUGUUUUGGUAAUUUAGAUUUUUUUGUAAGUAGAGAAGCACAAUGAAAAUCAAUUUUUA
Molecule: messenger RNA, 5360 nt
Organism: Macrobrachium nipponense
Lineage: Eukaryota; Metazoa; Arthropoda; Malacostraca; Decapoda; Palaemonidae
Exons: 10
Coding region: 98-3598 (1166 amino acids)
Biological process (GO): positive regulation of DNA-templated transcription; peptidyl-threonine phosphorylation; peptidyl-serine phosphorylation
Cellular component (GO): nucleus
Molecular function (GO): transcription coactivator activity; protein serine/threonine kinase activity; ATP binding
Source: RefSeq, a predicted model, not a curated record